Molecule: messenger RNA, 527 nt
Organism: Athene cunicularia (burrowing owl)
Lineage: Eukaryota; Metazoa; Chordata; Aves; Strigiformes; Strigidae
Product: urocortin-2-like
Exons: 2
Coding region: 63-527 (154 amino acids)
Biological process (GO): digestion; adenylate cyclase-activating G protein-coupled receptor signaling pathway; cellular response to nutrient levels
Cellular component (GO): extracellular region
Molecular function (GO): corticotropin-releasing hormone receptor 2 binding; hormone activity
Source: RefSeq, a predicted model, not a curated record
CUUGUGGUCCCUGAACCCUGGGAACAUUGUCUGAACAUCGACGGGACUAGGACCUGCUGGAAAUGGCACUCCCAGCCAGGCCACGCUGCAGGAUGCUGCUCACCUUCCUGGUGGUCCUCGGGGUACCGGCGAGAGCCUGGAAGGGGCUGAGCCCCGAGCAGCUCCCACUGGCCCCCCAAACUGGGGAUGGAGGCAAGUUGAUGAGACAGGAAACCACCGGUGUUAACAAGAUGCUGCCAGGUCUCCUCGAAAUGAGGAAGGACAACCAUGAAUCUGGGGCAGCAUCUCAUCUGGACAAAGCCAGCCUGCCACUGCUAGAGGAGUCAGCAACAAAAGCAUUGCCCUGGCCGAUGAGCCCGGGUGCCAAGAGACCUGCUCCUGCAAAAAAGGUGAGAAAGGUCUCCCUGUCACUUGAUGUCCCCACCCAUGUAUUGAAAAUCCUGCUCGACCUGGACAGAGAGAAGGAGUUGCAGGCCAAGGCGGCUGCCAACGCUGAGCUGAUGGCCCGUCUCGGGCGUAGGAAAUGA